CCCACCACCACCUCCACCACCACCAGCCUCCUCCACCACCACCGUAACGCACAGUUCGCCCGGAGCACAUCCGUCUGCCUGGCUGGCUGUGUGUGUGUUGACUUUGCCUGCCUGCCUGUGUCUUUGCCUGUCUGUGUGUGUCUUUGCCUGUCUGUGUGUGUGACUUGGCCUGCCUGUGUGUGUCUCUUUGCCUGUGCUGUGUGUGUCUUUGCCUGUGCUGUGUGUGUGUCUUUGCCUGUGCUGUGUGUGUCUUUGCCUGUCUGUGUGUGUGACUUUGCCUGCCUGUGUGUGUGACUUUUCCCUGUCUGUGUGUGUCUUUGCCUGUGCUGUGUGUGUCUCUUUGCCUGUCUGUGUGUGUCUCUUUGCCUGUCCGUGUGUGUGACUUUGCCUGUCCGUGUGUGUGACUUUGCCUGUGCUGUGUGUGUCUCUUUGCCUGUGCUGUGUGUGUGUAGCCUUAACAAGGCUGCGUGGCUGUUUUCGUGCCGUUGCGUGUGAGUGCUUCAGUGGUGGCACGUGUCCGUGUGCGUGCGUGCGUGUGCGCACAUCACUCUAUCACCCUCCCACGUUCCCACCACUGACCCAUUGGCUUAUCAGCUGAUCUGUCACUUUUGAUAGCAACAGCAGCAGCGGCGGCAGCAGCAGCAGCGGCAUCAUGAACGUGUUUAGACUCACGGGUGACCUCUCCCACCUCCUCGCCAUCAUCAUCUUGCUCAUCAAGAUAUGGAAGACGAGGUCGUGCGCUGGAAUUUCUGGGAAGAGCCAGAUCCUGUUCGCUCUGGUGUUCACCACUCGAUACCUUGACCUCUUCACCACCUUCAUCUCCAUCUACAACACCAGCAUGAAGGUUGUGUACAUGGCUUGCGCUUACGCCACGCUCUGGAUGAUCUACCACAAGUUCAAGGCGACGUACGACGGCAACAACGACACAUUCCGCGUCGAGUUCCUGGUCGUGCCCAUCGGAGGCCUCUCGGUGCUUGUGAACCACGACUUCUCUCUGCUCGAGAUCCUGUGGACGUUCUCCAUCUACCUCGAGUCGGUGGCGAUCCUGCCGCAGCUCUUCCUCGUGAGCAAGACCGGCGAGGCGGAGACCAUCACCAGCCACUACCUCUUCGCCCUCGGCCUCUACCGAGCCCUCUACCUCCUCAACUGGAUCUGGCGCUACUACUUCGAGGGCUUCUUCGACCUCAUCGCCAUCGUCGCGGGCGUGGUGCAGACCAUCCUCUACUGCGACUUCUUCUAUCUCUACGUCACCAAAGUGCUGAAGGGCAAGAAGCUAAGCCUCCCGGCGUAGAAGCCUCUCGCCACUCGGCCCGGCGUCACUUCUCCGACGCUGUCCGCACGAAGUCGUUGGAGCAAAGGGUCAAUACGAAGACUAGCACGCACUCGCACGCACUCGCACGCAAUCGCUCGCACACACAACUUGGCUCUCUUUCUCUUUUCUCUCUCUCACUCUCUCUUUAAAACGGGUGAAAUAUGCAAACAUGGUAACAAUUCCAGAACAAGAUGGCGUUCGAGUUGAAUCCGUUGGCGGUUGUAAUCGCAGUGCGCGCUCGAACGCCCCUCUCGUUGCUUCAGCCGGCUCUCGCCUAGUUAAAUAAAGGACGCAUUCAUUGACUCGGAUCAAAUGUAUCCGGGGUGAUUCCUUUAUAGAUACCCCACUGACCCCGGCUAACGCACCACCCAUCGGAUGCGGUAAACAAAUCGGACCGGCCAUGUUGGAGAAAGUGUUCUAGCGGAGUGUUGGAUGAUUUCACAAGUGCGUAUUGCGAUUGGUGGCAGACAUGUCGAUGCUUGGACGUGAAUGAUUAUUUUCUCCAUAAAUUUCUUCCCUAUUUUAGUGGGCCGUCUAUAAAUGGAUCGUCCCCGUAUAUACAGUUGGCGGCAAAAGUCAGGAACCCGUAGCGGUGUGUUGAUUGAAAACACGGGCUGAGCGUGUUGUUGAGAUCCACGUGGACUUGUUGAGGAAUGUUCAAGUGUCCUGUGUGGAAACGUAAGAUGCGUGCGCAAGCAAUCGGUGCACAGUUCAAGCAUCUAGAAAUAACAAACAGCAGGAAGGCACGACUUUUAUCACGUGACCACUACAUUGCAUGUACCGUGCUCCUCAACCUUUGCCAGACCAUCAACUCAAAAUCGAGCUGAGAAUGUGGCCUUAUUAUUGAUUGCAAUUCAAGCAAUCUGCUAUCAAUGACAAUUCAGACUCGGGCUCAGACUUUAUUUCCGCUGGCGAGGCCCCAUUGAGCGACACCGCUCCGUUGUUUCAACGACGACCGCAGCCCAAGAACGCCGGCAGUGGUGGCAGUUACAAAACAUUGCAAUCGUGGGGGAUAUGCAAACUAAACAAGGACAGAAAGACAAAACUGUGUCCACAACGACAUAUAUAAGCACAGACGUAUGGUUCCUGGCAUUUGUCUUACCUUGUAUACUGUAUAUGCAUAUAUUUGCUUCCAAGUGUGUGUCCCCAUAGUGAAAUGAGUAUUCAAUGGUGCUUAUUUGCAAUGGCACGUUUUAAGCCAGUGGUGGAAACUCUACAUUGCUAUGUCAGGGACUAGUAUCUCCACAGGACAACCACUAUUUUGUAUACUGUAUAUAAUCACGAUGAUAUCGGUCCUUUAUUUAUCCAGGAGAGAAAGAAAAACACCUCGCCGAGUUUCGCAAGGGUCUUACUUCGGGAUAUUAGGCCAAUUCGUUUUUGAGUAUUUUUUUACAUAUCCUGUGCUAUGUAAUGAACGGUCAAUACACGUAGCAGAAUACAGGAGAAACGCUGUCUUAUAAGUAGACGAAGCUCUUGUAAACUCAUCCCAGUGCUUAACCAAACUUAUUUUACCAUGCAUUGGAGGUUUCCGCAGCCACGAUUAGAAUUCGUAUAUGUAAACUUUAUACGGGCCGUGUAAUGGCAUGCGUGACUUCACUGAAGCAACGACCGGUGGUGAAAGUUGCAUAUACAUGGUCGUAUCCGCGUGAAGUUUACAAAGUUUUCACGUUUACCACUACGUUUGCCGUUUCAAAGAGCGUACACCUUAUACGUUUGCCGUGGAGCGUUAUGGGUAGAAGCGUGAAUAGGCAGAACUCCGUUUCUGUGUUCUCACAUAAAAUGAAAACAUUGUCUAUAAAACUAUGGCUUUUGUCAUUGAACAUGAGCCUCAAAGUUUAGAUGGCAAGUUCUUGCCAAUGACACCUGGAAAUCAAGCGGCAUUUGUUUAACGAGCCUGACUCUGCUGAUGAGACCCAGCAAAUGGAAACCGGUGCCGAGUUCGCUUGCGUCAACAAACUUUGCUUGGUAAAAUUGGUCUGGGAAAGUCAAUGGGCCGAUGGACUAACACAUUUGUAGUUAUACGUGGAGACACAAGACAGAGUUCUGCUUUGAUGUUCUAUCUGAUAUAGGUCAUAAAGUGUCAUGCCGUAAAUGUUACAUGAUGUAUAUUUCACCCCUUUUUAGUUUUAUCAUUUCAACCUUUGCAUUUUUAAAGGCCCAGUGUAUAGUUUUUCAGAUUUUAUUAUCAUUAUUGAGAUUUGGUGGGGGGGAAUAGUGAGUGCUGAGGUUGGUAUCAGUCCAGAUGUUCUCUCUAUAUUUAGAGCAAACACAUCACCGGAGAAAUGCGACACAUUGUCUGAAAUUACGGUAGUCAACCAAAGGGUACGAGUGCGUGGACACUGUGAGCUUGGCGACGAUCAGGAGAGCUUAGACGCGAUGGCGCUUAGCCAUUUCUUUGCAAAGAGCUGAGCUGAUCGUGCGAUCAAAUUUAAUUGAUUAUUUUCGAUUUAAAGCUUUCGUGACCGCAGGGAUUCAUAUUCCUGGUUCUUUCGGUAAAGUCACGUAGAAGGGAAAUAAUAAAAAUAAAGUUUUCAUAUUUUUUUUAUUUCCCUUCUACAUGACUUUACCGAAAAAAACAAGAAUAUUAAUUGAUUCUACGAAACCUAACAAGUCGGUACCGCACACCACUAUUUAAUUUCACAAUUGUGGACAUUUUGACGAUGGCAAACGUAUCGUAGUCAUCGUCGGUCUACGCGAAUACUCGCUCCGUGCGUGGUCCGACAACCGAGCCUUCGAAAACUCCAGACUCGUCACCCACUCGUGUAUCUCACACUUGGGGUUUGACACUCGGAAUCGAAUCGUUGUCAACCUAGUUGCUCACUGGCUCUGCCGAGCACAUGCCGACCUCCUGAGUUGUCCGUCCACCCAUUAUCACCAAUUGUCACCUCCCCGUUUUGUCAGCGCACGUGGCCACAACUGGUCCCCCAUGGGACGGCUAAACCCAUCGCAUUGGCAAUCGCUCAACAAAUCGUCGUCGUAGGAGGCGCUGACGGUGACUCGCUUCCGAUGUGUCGGAUUUUUAGGUGCGAUGGCUUUAUAUUAGAACGCGCGUACUCACUGAAGCAUGUGCAUCCACUCACCCUUCCCCCAACACGCUCUGUUCGCUACCCCGUUUUCCAGCGUGAUUCUUCCGUGAGUUUAACUUGUCUGCAUUGUUAUUUGUAUUACUCAUUCGAAAUUUACACUCGCCCCCUUCGCUUUGGACGCCAAGGCAGCAACUUGUAACACAGUAUUAGAAGUUAGAACGUUUCCUAAUUUUUCUCUCUUUUAAGGAUAUUACUCGUUGCAUUUCAUCGCACAGUGUAUUUUGUAUCAUUAUAAAACUGCCGUUAGCAUACAAAUGGGUCUUAAGGACAAGCAUUUUUUCUGCUUUGUAUUAAAGUGUUCGAUCACGGCA
This is a messenger RNA of Lethenteron reissneri (Far Eastern brook lamprey), 4709 nucleotides long. RefSeq names its product ER lumen protein-retaining receptor 2. Gene Ontology annotation, molecular function: ER lumen protein retrieval receptor activity. Gene Ontology annotation, biological process: protein retention in ER lumen. Gene Ontology annotation, cellular component: membrane. The record is from RefSeq and is a predicted model, not a curated record. NCBI's taxonomy places the organism in Eukaryota, Metazoa, Chordata, Hyperoartia, Petromyzontiformes, Petromyzontidae.